Messenger RNA from Cornus florida, 1122 nucleotides. RefSeq names its product F-box/kelch-repeat protein At3g23880-like. Gene Ontology annotation, molecular function: protein binding. The record is from RefSeq and is a predicted model, not a curated record. Lineage: Eukaryota; Viridiplantae; Streptophyta; Magnoliopsida; Cornales; Cornaceae. The transcript has a single exon. Bases 1 to 1122 code for a protein of 373 amino acids.
AUGGCGGACCGUUUGCCCAAAGAAUUGAUAGCUGAAAUCCUCACAAGACUACCGGUGAAAGCCCUUCUCAAGUUCAGGUGCGUUUGUAAAUCAUGGGGUUCUCUAAUUAGUAGCCCUAAAUUCAUCACUUCAAAGCUCAACCAAACAAUCCAUUUGAACAAAAUCAACAACACUGAUACACAUAUCAUUGGGCGUUACAUUAAUGCCAACGAAGAAGGAGGUGGAGAAGAAGGUCGUUAUUCAGUAAUUAUUUACGACGGCAGUUGUUUUAUAGAACUUGAAAACCCAAUUCUGUACUGUGCUUCUCAAUUGCACAUAUUUGGUUCUUGUAAUGGUUUGGUAUGUCUCAGUGAUAAUAUCUUUGAUUAUGUGUUUAAAAAGGUGAAUAAUUUAAUUUUGUGGAAUCCAAGUAUUAGAAAAUCUAUGAGGCUUCCAAUGUCCAGCAUUGGCAUUGAUUCACAUGGCCUGCGUGAGGUUGUUGAUGGGUAUGGCUUUGAUUCCAAAACUAAUGAUUAUAAGGUGGUUAGAAUUGCUUACAUUAACGAUUUUCCAGAUGCUGAGGUUGAGCUUUACUCGCUUAACAGAGGAUGUUGGAGAAGAAUUUAUGUUGUUGGUCCCCAUCAUCGUUUCACUUUUGCUCCACUUCCAUCUCAGGUUUUUGUCAAUGGGAUUGUCCAUUGGGUCGGAGGCGAUUUGGAUGCUGAUUAUGAUAUUUCAAUCUUGACCUUUGAUAUGAGCAGUGAGGUAUUCUGUAAGAUGAUGCCACCAGCAGCUCCACCACAUGGCUGGAUGCCAACACGUUUGGCUGUUUCGGUGCUUGGGGAGUCACUUUGUCUUGGCCAUUUUGAUUCCUUGGUUAGCAAAGUUUCAAUAUGGGUGAUGAAAGAAUACGGUGUUGUACAAUCUUGGUCCAAACUAUUCGCUUUUGAUGUGGAUGAAGGUUUCGGGCGAUUUCUUGGUUUCAGGAGGACCGGUGAUCUUCGUUUCUUUAAAAGAAAUGAUCGCAUGUUUUCAAUUAACCUAGAGUCUCAACAAGCCAAGGAUCUUGGAAUAUGGUUAUCUGGUAAUCCGGAAGCAUUUUACGCUGUUCCCCAUGUGGCGGAGAGCUUAGUAUUACUUUAG